Neodiprion fabricii is the source of this 3768-nucleotide messenger RNA. It is a transcript of the gene shaker, whose product is annotated as potassium voltage-gated channel protein Shaker. Bases 182 to 1756 code for a protein of 524 amino acids. Gene Ontology annotation, molecular function: protein binding; delayed rectifier potassium channel activity. NCBI's taxonomy places the organism in Eukaryota, Metazoa, Arthropoda, Insecta, Hymenoptera, Diprionidae. Gene Ontology annotation, cellular component: voltage-gated potassium channel complex; membrane. The record is from RefSeq and is a predicted model, not a curated record. The transcript is spliced from 7 exons. Gene Ontology annotation, biological process: protein homooligomerization; potassium ion transmembrane transport.
AGCUCAUUUUGGGUUCAGUGUGUUGUGGACAUUGGAUUAUACACCGUACGUCCGCAUUAGAGGAGGAGUUCGGAUGUGAUACUCGAAAAUGACCGGAUGAUAUGGGUGUUGAGGGAGGUUCCUUUUUGGAUUUGGUGCUUUUUCUCAUAUGUGCUAAUGUAGCUUUGAAGCUUUUCGGCGUAUGCGACGUUUGCAUACCGUACACGAUUCUCCUUACCGUUCUCAUCAUUGGCUGCAUUCUCAUCUCCCGUUGGCGAAGCUUCAACGGUCACUCAUCGAGAUGCUGGAUUGGAUCAUCGGGUUGUUCUUUAUCUGGAUGCUGUUCCCGGGGCACGGAGCCGGGAAACCGUUUCAACGAAGAAAGAAACGAUCGCUGCCAAAGCUCAGCAGCCAGGACGAGGACGGGCCAAACCCCCACACCCAAUACACAGGCGUCACACACUUCGAGCCUAUACCUCACGAUCAUGACUUCUGUGAAAGGGUCGUCAUCAACGUGAGCGGGUUACGGUUUGAGACACAGCUUCGCACGCUAAACCAGUUUCCGGACACACUGCUUGGCGAUCCAGCGCGGCGGAUAAGGUACUUCGAUCCUCUGCGAAAUGAAUACUUCUUCGACCGCAAUCGACCUUCUUUCGAUGCGAUCCUCUACUACUACCAGAGCGGCGGUCGUCUUCGACGCCCGGUCAACGUGCCCCUCGAUGUCUUCUCCGAAGAAAUCAAAUUCUACGAACUGGGGGAGAUGGCCACUAACAAGUUCAGGGAGGACGAGGGUUUCAUUAAAGAGGAGGAGAAGCCACUACCGUCGCACGAGCUACAGAGGAAGGUGUGGCUGCUAUUCGAGUAUCCGGAGAGCUCGCAGGCGGCGCGAGUCGUUGCCAUCAUAUCCGUGUUCGUAAUCCUUCUGUCCAUCGUGAUCUUCUGCCUUGAGACCCUCCCCGAGUUUAAGCACUACAAAGUGUUUAACACGACGGCGAAUGUCACAAAGAUCGAAGAGGACGAAGUGCCGGACAUCACGGACCCGUUCUUCCUAAUAGAGACUAUUUGUAUCGUCUGGUUCACGUUUGAGUUAUCAGUACGCUUCCUCGCCUGCCCAAACAAGUUAAACUUCUUCCGUGACGUAAUGAACAUCAUCGAUAUCAUCGCCAUCAUUCCAUAUUUCAUUACACUGGCUACGGUGGUGGCCGAGGAGGAGGACACGCUCAACCUGCCAAAGGCUCCGGUCAGCCCGCAGGACAAGAGUACCAACCAGGCGAUGUCCCUAGCGAUUUUAAGGGUCAUACGGCUGGUCAGGGUGUUCCGAAUAUUCAAACUCUCCAGGCACAGUAAAGGGCUACAAAUUCUAGGUCGCACUCUUAAGGCCUCGAUGCGUGAGCUUGGCCUGCUCAUCUUUUUCCUGUUCAUUGGCGUCAUCCUGUUCAGCUCAGCGGUGUACUUCGCGGAGGCUGGCUCGCAGGAGAGUUUCUUCAAAUCGAUACCGGACGCGUUCUGGUGGGCCGUCGGAAAAGCGUCGCAUGUCUUCGGAAAAUUUUUUCUCACCAGCUGCGACAUGUACGUACAUGCAAUAGUAGUCGACACAAAAUUCUGUCCUGAUUCUCGAUAUAUUGUCAUAGGAAAGCAGAUAAGAAAAGACGAAAAACAACUUCCUCUUCGCGUUCGUAAUUGCUCUAUUUCAAUUUCGAAUAUCCAUACAUGUGUAGCUAUAUGUCCGACGAAAAUGUUCAACAGCCAUAUCGUGUUGUUUAUUAGAAAACAAUAAUUAACGAUACGUUUAAAUGAAUGGAAAAAAAAGGAGGGGGAAAAAAAAUAUAUAUAUACAUAAAACCGAAAACACUACCAACAAAUCAAUCCCGACGCAAAGUCAAGCAGUUGAAAAUGAGAAAUGAGACGGACAAGAAGUUUCACCAUUUUUUCACCAAUAAUUAAUCUAUACGAAAGUUGAAGAUAUUUUUCAACGAUUUCAAUAAAAAUUUUCUCAACAAAUUCAAUAUAUAUGUAUAUAUAUAUAUGUAUAUGUAUACAUAUGUAUAAUGUAUAUAUAUAUAUGUGUGUAUAUAUAUUGUAUAUAUAUAGAUGCUCAAAUCUGAAAUAGUUGCGUGCACAAUAUCGAUCAUCCCUGAGCCAAGUCCAUGUUCUAGCUACCUAUCUACUCUAACUAUAUUCUAUUAACUAUACUAUUCUAUAUACUGUCUAUGUCACUGUCUGUAUAUAUAUGUGUAUAUAUACGUAUAUAUAUGCGCGUGUGUUUGAGAGUGUCAGAGUGCGAUUACGCAUACACAUAUAUUAUGUAUAUGUAUAUACACGGUGUGCUUUUAUCCUUCCACCACGGCUGAUGAACUGCCUAAUACCUAACAACUAAACCUUGUACAGAUUAUUCCGUCAACUCGAUCUACAGUGGAAUUAUUCACACAGGCCCAAAUGCUAUUUUACUUGAAACGUGGAUCAAAAAAAUUUCGUUGCAGUAUGAAAUUUCCUUUCUUUUUUUUUUUAUGCUAUUCUUGUUUCGUUUUUUCGGUCGCUGAAUUUCACGAUCUUGAACGAUCGUCGACGAUUAUUACGACGAUUCAGGGUACUGGGCAGUGUAAGUAAGACGAAAAUCGUUCAGUCUUCAACACUUUGUAGAUCAGAAGAAAGUUGAGAAGAAAACAAAACUACCUAUUGUUUUAGCAACUAUUUGAAGGGUAUUCAUUUUUUCACUGAAUUAACUGAUGAAUUUUUCAAUUGAUUCCUGUUUCUAAAAGUACGAAUAAAUUUCAACACGAUGGAAAUUCUUUGUUCUAAACGGAUGCGACAAAGUGUUGUUGAGAUUUUUAAUUUUUAUUCAAUAAACAAUCCGUUUAUUCGACAUUUUGUUCUUGAUAGUGAAACAAGAUUUUAAUCGGUAAGGAAAUCAAUGUAUUCAGACUCUAUGCAAAAUGUGCGUCGAAUUUAUUUUGAAAAGAAUUUAGUUUACUAUCUUUCAUGUCUUUGAUUUUUAGCUUGAGAUCUAGAAGAAUGAGUUUGGAAAAAGAGCUGCAAAGUUUCUCAUACAUAAUUUAUCGCAAAUACGUUUCAUUCGGAUUAAUCGAUAAAAUUGGUAAUAAUUUUUUUUUUUCUCCCAAAAUUCCAAACAGUAAAUUGAAUAGAAAAGGAAAGUGAAAUUUGAUAGUAACUGAAAAUUUUAUACGCCUAGCCUAGUAUUUCAUACUUUGCUAAAUUAACAUUCCAUUGCCUAGUGCCCUUAACCUUAUAAAAAAUGAGAAAAAAAUGAUAAAAAAAAAAAAAAAAUCAAAUCAAAUCCCUAGUUCUCAAAGUUUCCAACUUGCCAAUCGUAAAUUUUCGCUCUAUCGACUCUCAUUGAAUUCUCUUGAAAUUGAUUCUCUUUGGUAAAAUAUUUUUUUUUUCUUUCCAUACCUGAUACGGUGAUAAAUCGUAUUUCGAGGACGUAAAUCAUUCUAAGCGAUUGAAUCAGGUAUACUUUAAGUCGCGCUUUAUGUACGUUGAAAAUCGAUCGAUUCAAUAGUAUAAAUAUUCGGUUUAAUGGGACGUGGAGAAAAAAAAAAUAUAUAUAUAAAAAUGCCUGUCCUAAAAUUGACUACGGUAAUCCGCAUCAAAUCCAAAUCUUUGUUAAACACAAACGCGAGUUUUGUCACGGCGAGAAAACUGAUUAAACAAGCAGUCGAUGUUCCGACCAUGAUAUUCGGUGCGUAUUGUUAUUAAUUAAUUAUUUAUCGGCUGUGACUGCAAUAGUAAUUAGAGAAAAAAAAAGAAAGAAAGAAAGCAUUUAGGUAU